This is a messenger RNA of Megachile rotundata (alfalfa leafcutting bee), 3092 nucleotides long. RefSeq names its product LSM14 family protein trailer hitch (gene tral). Gene Ontology annotation, cellular component: P-body. The record is from RefSeq and is a predicted model, not a curated record. Lineage: Eukaryota; Metazoa; Arthropoda; Insecta; Hymenoptera; Megachilidae. Gene Ontology annotation, molecular function: mRNA binding. Gene Ontology annotation, biological process: P-body assembly; cytoplasmic stress granule assembly.
UGAUAGUUUGCUGUCGACCAUUGGUGUCAGCUGGUGGUUUCGUCAGAUGAUAUCGUGAAUCCUGUAAUAUCACAUCGAUCACCGUGCAGAAGAAAUAUAUUCAAGAUGAGCGGAGGAAUGCCUGAGUUGGGCUCGAAGAUUAGUUUAAUAUCGAAAGCGGAUAUUCGUUACGAAGGCCGGCUUUUUACUGUUGAUCCUCAAGAAUGCACAAUUGCUCUAGCUAAUGUACGUUCCUUUGGAACUGAGGAUCGGGAGACACAACUUCCAGUGGCACCACAGAAUCAAGUAUAUGAGUACAUCUUAUUCCGUGGCUCAGAUAUUAAAGAUAUCCGAGUUGUGAACAAUGUUAGUUCUAUUCCAAAUGAUCCAGCUAUUGUACAGAUGACGGUGCAACCGUCUAUGAGCCAGCAGUCAUACCAGCCUCAACCUAGUUAUGCUCAUCCAAUGAUGGGUCCAAUGGGUGGCCAAUAUGGGACACCCUAUGGCAUGACAAUGGGUACUAUGGGACCUGUAAUGGGAAUGCCAACGUCUGCUAGAGAUCCUCGUGGACCAAUAAAUAAACAGCCAAGUGAGUUGAGCUUGGGCUCUGCUGAACCCAAUGCCAUCUCUAUCCCAAACUCACUACCGAUGGCCAAUGUCGACCCAUUACCAAAAGACCAAUCUCUGGAAGAUGGUGUAUUAGAUCUUAUUAGCGGAGGUUCACGAUCAACAACUCCAACUUCCUCGUUGUUAACACGCAAAAGUCCAACCAUAGACCAGGGUAUUCAAGUAGGCAUUCAGCAACAACAAAAACAACAAACCGGUGGUGUUGGUAAACUUGGCGAUAAGACGAACAUGAGAACUAUUCAACCUGUUCGACGUGAUCAUGAUAGCGGUAAUAAGACAGGAGGAUCCGUGCCUCAAUACGAUGGAAAGCGUGAUUCGAUGAAGCAAGAUAGUCAAUUACAAGGUCAAGGUACCCAUAACCAAGGAGGUCGAGGGAACCGUGGUGGAUGGAUGAAUCGUGGAAAUAUGCGAGGUAGAGGGAGAGGUCGUGGCGGCUUUAGAAAUCAACCUGGCAAUACUGGAGCCAAACCGAAGAAUACAUUGAAAUUCGAUAACGAUUACGACUUCGAACAGGCCAAUACUGAAUUCGAAGAGUUGAGAUCUCAGUUGGCAAAGACGAAGAUUGAUUCUGGUGCUGAUAACGAGAAGAAAGAUGAUAGUGGCAAUGAGACUGGAGCGGGCGAAGGAGAACCUGAAGAAGAACCCGAGAUUGUGCAUUAUGAUAAGUCUAAAUCAUUUUUCGAUAACAUUAGCUGUGAGGCUGUUGAAAGGAGUAAAGGACGGUUCCAACGCACGGAUUGGAGGACAGAACGUAAACUGAACUCUGAAACGUUUGGUGUUGCGUCAACGAGACGCGGUGGUUUUCGCGGACAUGGGUACUAUAAUCGUGGAAUGGGAGGCAUGUAUCGAGGUGGUGGUGGUGCUGGUGGUUCUGGUUUCCGAGGUGGUUACAGAGGUUCCAGAGGUGGCAACCGUAAACCCGCUAACCAACAGCAACAAAACAAUCCUGGCACUCAAAAUCGCACGACCAACGAACAAUCAACUACUCAAUCGCAGCAGAAUAGCCGCGUUGUAUCUUACUGAAUGAACAACGCCCUACUAUAUAAAUAAGUAUUCACUUUAGGAUUAAGAUUUUUACAAUACAUGCUCUGCCUUUACGGACUGAUUUGAAUUCGAGUGUAAAAAAGGAUUCAACGGGUUAACAAGAGAAGGUAAAGGUAAAAGAAAAAGAAACGGAAGGUUCUUAGAGAGAACUUUAUCGAGAGGUUUUUCUAUGGUCACGCAGGAAUAACGUAGGAAACUGAUCAAUGCUUCGUAAGUCCUGCGUUUAGAAUUUCUCGACAAAUAAAUGCGAAUCUUAUUGUUAUGAAUAGUUAAGUUUCGAAAAAGAAAGAAACUCGAUAUUCAGAGCUAUCAUGUCCUACGAGUUAAGAAAACGUCAAAUGCUUAUGAGUGUAAUAAGUAUAAUGGGUGUAAUAAGUAUAAUGAGUGUAAUAAAUAAUACACGCCGGACGGUAGAUUGUUUCAAACAACGUACACAGAAGUAAUAAGUUUUAAAUUUUCAGUUACACUUUGUUUGAACACUGUUAACUCGACAAGCAUGCAAUUAUGAGGGUAAGAGAACAAUAAGAAUCUCAAGGAAACUUUUCUAAUACAACGUGAAUGCAGCGUUUAUAAAACAAAUGGGUAGUAUAAAAACGAUUUCGAAGAAAGAUAAAAGAAGUGACUAAUUACUUUUCCAUGUUGCAUGUGUGUUACUCUAGCGAAACGAGACACAUGGGGCACUAUUGUUGAUUAAAGCUUUUCACGGGUGAAUGAAACAAAUUAGUAGGGAAGAACAAAAUAAAAAAAAAGUAAAACGGAACAUGCGUACAAUCGCAAACUAGAGGUAGGACAAUAUAUUAUGGUUAUUUUGAACAGUCAACUUUAUUUAUUUAAGAUAAUGACCGUGUAUGCGAACAAUGGUGAAAUAAUUAUUUUACUCACGUAUCUACUAGGGGGUUUUGAUUUUCGAACAGGAACAUCCCAUUGUUCCUUGCGAAGAUAUAGAAAAAGAAAACAAACAAAAAGAUUGAUUUUGUAUAUUUCAUAGGAACAUGCGCACGAAAGCCGAAUCGUACAUCGAUAUUGACCAUUAAUUAUUUUUUUUCUUUUUUUUUGAAAUAUUGAACGUGGUAUGCUAGUGAAAGAGAAAAUGGGAGCACGAAUGCCUUCUCGUGGUUCGACUGCGUUUAAUAAUUCUGACUUUCUAUUGAAAAUAAAAAUUAAGAAACCCUUUUGGUGUACGAGGACGCUGUACGUAAAUUGCAGGUAGCGUUACGAGAGUAAGACUCUAAAAGCAUGAUAAUGUCCUUAAAGAUAUAAGACGCAAAAGGAAAGGCAGAAUAGGUAUAUUAUUUGCGACUGUUAUUUUCUUAUGGUUCAUAUGAAAUCCUAAACGUAUACAGAUAUAUACAUUACAUUAACAUGAGAUUUAGUUAUGUGUAAGUCCAAUAAAAAAAAAUGAAGAAAACCUCCAUAAGCUAACAGUAAAGUUGCAAAAAAAA